Molecule: messenger RNA, 3285 nt
Organism: Oryzias latipes (Japanese medaka)
Lineage: Eukaryota; Metazoa; Chordata; Actinopteri; Beloniformes; Adrianichthyidae
Source: RefSeq, a predicted model, not a curated record
UUAGCGUGCAUGUAACAGGUCAUAUGCAGGAGUCAAGUCAGGAGACUUGAAGUAGAAAAAGAACAGGGAUAGGAAAUCAAGACUGGCUGGACUAUUCAUCAAACUGAAUGUGGGCAGCAAACAGAUGACGUAUUGAAGGAGUGAGCUAAGGUAUUGAGUACGCUCAUUUCAAAAUUGCAGCAUGUGGUCUCGUGCGGGAUCAUAUUCGUAUGCAUCCCAGUUUAAUGGGACUAUCUUAACAGUAUAACUGUUUUCGGUGAGGUGAUUUCUCUUAAAAAUAAAAAUUAGUUUAUUUUAGUGUCCACAUGGAGGCGUUAUAGACCGUCACUUUGGGCUGGCUGCUCGUAAUCUGCAGCUCCUCCCAGAUUCACAGGAUGAAUAUUUCUCAGGCGAUCAAGACAAAGAAACGAAAAAAGGGAGCGAGAAAGACUCGGCGGAGAUUAUUUGUGCUACGUUUGAAUCAAUAGAUUCUUGUUUUUAAAGGAAACCGGUUUCUUUUUUUCAUUCUGGAUGUAUAGAAUUAUGCUUUUCCCGGACAGAUCGAGGGCUUUGUGGAUUUAUUAUGUCGUCGCUCUGCUUGGUUGUUUCUGGGAAGCGAUUUCUGGUCAGCUGUCUUACUCCGUUUCAGAGGAAGCAAAUCUGGGGACUUUUGUUGGAAAUGUGGCCAAAGAUUUAAACCUAAACGUGCAGGAUUUGCAGUCGCGCAUGUUCCAGAUUGUUGCGGGAUCAAAGAAAAAGUAUUUUGAGGUAAAUCUAAAGACCGGUGCGCUUUACGUGUGCAAGAGAAUAGACAGAGAGGAGCUCUGCGGCCAUGAAGCCAAAUGUUCAAUUACUGUAGAAGCGGUGAUUAAUAAUCCUCUCAAACUGUACCGCAUAGAAAUCUCAAUUUUAGAUGUAAAUGAUAAUUCCCCAUCAUUUCUCAGCAAGUUACAAACAAUGAACAUUAGUGAAAACACGGCAAAUGGCGCACAAUUUCCCAUCCAUCCUGCUCACGACGCAGACGUCGGGAAAAACGCAAUCAACAGCUACAAACUGAGUCCAAAUGAAUAUUUUUCUCUGGAAACACACAAAGGAGGAAGUGUAUCGCCCGAACUUGUACUUAAAAAAUCAUUAGACAGAGAAAAACAAUCAGUGGUUCAGCUCACUCUAACUGCUGUAGAUGACGGAACUCCUCCUAAAUCGGGCACAAUGGUGAUCCUAGUAAACGUUCUUGACAUAAAUGAUAACCCCCCUGUUUUUACGCAAGUGCUGUAUAAAGCGACAGUAAGAGAAAAUGUCAAAGUUGGCACAUCUUUGAUAACAUUAAAUGCAACUGAUGUAGACGCAGGAUCCAAUGGACAAGUUUCAUAUUCAUUCAGUAAAGUGGGUCAAGAAAAGCAAACAGAACUUUUUGAAAUAGAUGAAAAAACGGGCACAGUAAGAAACAAAAAGAAUAUUGACUUUGAGGAAAAUAACGCUUUUGAAAUUCAAGUGCAAGCCAGUGACGGAGCUUCUUCUCCUCUGACUUCACAUUCAAAAUUAUUAAUUGAAGUUGUAGAUGUUAAUGACAAUGCUCCAGAAAUUUCUGUCACUUCCCUUUUAAGCUCUGUCAAAGAGGACGUGAGCACUGGUACUGCCAUCGCUCUCGUGUCCGUGUUUGACAAAGACAGCGGAAAAAAUGGAAUGGUCACAUGUAAAAUCUCCAAUGACGUCCCUUUUAAAUUAGAAAACAAUUAUAAAAACUACUACUCGUUAGUAGUGGACGGUGAGCUGGACAGAGAGAUUGCUCCUCAAUACAAUAUAAGCAUCACCGCUGCAGAUGAAGGGAGACCUCCUCUGUCCAGCACGAGUGUGAUUCAUGUUCAAGUGUCAGACAUUAAUGACAACAGACCUCUGUUCACAGAAAACAUCGUAAACAUAUUUAUGAAGGAAAACAGUCCAUCAGGAAGCGUUUUGAAAACAGUGUCAGCAGUUGAUGCAGACAUUGAACAAAAUGGGCGGGUGACCUAUUCACUUUUACAUACCAACAUUAACUCAAUGCCACUGUCCACUAUGAUAAAUAUCCGGUCAGAAACAGGAGAAAUAAUCAGCCUUCAGUCAUUUGACUAUGAGAAUUUGAAAACAUUCCAGUUCAAAGUCCAGGCCACAGACUCUGGAGUUCCUCCGCUCAGCAGCAACGUGACUGUGAACGUUUUUGUUCUGGAUGAAAAUGACAACAGUCCCUCCAUUCUUGCUCCUUACUCUGAGCACGGCUCCGUUAACAGCGAGAACAUCCCAUAUUCUGCUGAAGCGGGAUACUUUGUUGCCAAGAUCAGGGCUGUGGACCCAGACUCUGGAUACAAUGCACUGCUUUCUUAUCACCUGUCUGAGCCCAAAGGAAACAACCUGUUCAGGAUUGGAACCAGCAGCGGGGAGAUCAGGACUAAGAGGAGAAUGAGCGACAAUGACCUGAAAAGUCACCCCUUGCUGGUGCUGGUUUCUGAUAACGGAGAACCUUCUCUGUCAGCUACUGUGUCUAUUGAGGUGGUGGUGCUGGAAAGCACCGCUGACAUGCAGACUCCGUUCAGACACGUGCCUCUAAAGGAGGACAGCUUCUCGGAUUUGAACCUGUACCUGCUGAUCGCCAUAGUGUCGGUGUCCGUCAUCUUUCUGCUGAGUCUCAUCAGUCUGAUGGCUGUCAGAUGCCACAGGACAGACGGAAGUUUCAGCAGAUACAGCGCUCCAAUGAUCACCACCCACCCUGACGGGAGCUGGUCUUACUCAAAAGCUACUCAGCAGUACGACGUGUGUUUCAGUUCGGACACACUCAAGAGUGACGUGGUGGUUUUCCCAGCACCGUUUCCUCCUGUAGAUGCAGAACUGAUCAGUAUAAACGGAGCAGACACUUUUACCAGAACUCAGACUUUACCCAACUCAGAGAAGGUAAGAACAUCAUUUGAAUAACUUGUUUCAAAACAAUAAGAAUACGACUUUUCACCAAACAUUGCCCUUUUUAUGUUCAGGCAUUUUUUUGGUUCAAGUUUACCUCAACAUCUUUAUUACGAUAGAAAGCAAUAAUAUUUCUUUUAAUUUUAAUCAUGCUUAAUUUGUUUUUUACUUUGUCCUUAGAACGAAAGCCUUAUUUCUCCCAAAAGGUCAGCCCCCUAACAACUGUUUGCUGUCCAAGGUGCUGAAAUCAUGUUAACAUUAACAGGCGUUUUGGCUUUUUUUUUUUUUUUAACAUUCCCUUCCGUUAAACAAAGAAAAUUUAAUGAUAGGAUGAUUUAAAUAAGAUUUUACAGUCACUUCUACAAACACUUGCAAAAA